AUGUCGGGCGCAAAAGACUGGAAAAUGUUUCCUUUUCCCGCCAAACUGACCUGGCGACAGACGGUCUCCUUUUGGCUGCGCGACCAGCUGAUCCGGCGCCGCCUCCGGUCCUCGGCCACCCCCAUAUCGCGGCUCUUUGACGGCCUCCCCGACCCCGGCACCCCGCGGCGCAUACUCGUGACCGGACUCGACUGCGCCGGCAAGACGGAGCUGCUGCGGAAAUGCUUCUCCCAAGACGUGACCCAGCCAGGCGGCGGCGAUGUAGUCACGUACAUCCUCACCAUUGGAAUGUGUGUUGAACAAGUCAGCUACGGCAGCGUGACCGUGUACGCCUACGACGUGGGCGGUUGUUCGCCGGGUGGCCUCCGCCGGUUGGCGCGCAAAAUGGUCGCCGAGGCCGACGCCGUGGUCUGGGUUGUCGACUCGAUCGAUUGGGAGCGCAUGGUUGAGAGCCGUGAAGAGUUUGACCGCUUCUUGUGCCACGAGGGCGAAGAGUUUGGGCCUGACAAGCCGCUGCUUUUCUUGUCUAACAAGUCUGAUUCGCCUCAAUCAAAAGGACUUGAACAAGUCCAACGACACUUUGGAGAUGUACUUGAAAGAAUGAACUCGCAUGUGGCAGAAACAGCAAUUCCCACGGGAGAUGGAUUGCUGGAAGCCUUUGGAUGGCUGAGUGAUCAAUUGCAGGGAAAUCAGAAUCAGGAAAUGAAACAAAAGACAUCGACCAGUACAAUCAUGUUGCCAGAAGCCGAAAAAUCAUGA
Pestalotiopsis fici W106-1 is the source of this 759-nucleotide messenger RNA. RefSeq lists its product as uncharacterized. Gene Ontology annotation, cellular component: cytoplasm. Gene Ontology annotation, molecular function: GTPase activity; GTP binding. Bases 1 to 759 code for a protein of 252 amino acids. The record is from RefSeq and is a predicted model, not a curated record. The transcript has 3 exons. Lineage: Eukaryota; Fungi; Ascomycota; Sordariomycetes; Amphisphaeriales; Sporocadaceae.